Messenger RNA from Naegleria gruberi, 5141 nucleotides. Its product is annotated as clathrin heavy chain. Gene Ontology annotation, biological process: receptor-mediated endocytosis; intracellular protein transport. The coding region runs from base 1 to 5079 and encodes 1692 amino acids. Gene Ontology annotation, cellular component: clathrin coat of trans-Golgi network vesicle; clathrin coat of coated pit; clathrin complex. Lineage: Eukaryota; Heterolobosea; Eutetramitea; Acrasida; Naegleriidae. The record is from RefSeq and is a predicted model, not a curated record. Gene Ontology annotation, molecular function: structural molecule activity; clathrin light chain binding. The transcript has 3 exons.
AUGAGUAACCAGAUCCCAAUACAAUUUACCGAACUUUUUAACCUUCAAAACUUGGGGGUAAACUCACAAUCCAUUUCUUUCACCACGGUUACACUCGAAUCUGACAAAUUCGUCUGUGUUAGGGAUCAGGUCUCACCCAAUAAAUCUAUUCAAAUAGUCGAAGUUGAUAGUCAAAAUGUUACCUCGAAUAAAGUCAAUGCUGACUCUGCCAUUAUGCACCCAACAGCUAAGGUGCUCGCUCUUAGAGCUGGUAACACUAUACAAAUCUUCAACUUGGAAAUGAAGGCAAAGAUGAAGGAACACACAAUGACUGAACAAGUCGUUUUUUGGAGAUGGAUCAACACUAACACUAUUGCUAUCAUUACCGCUACCGCUGUUUAUCACUGGUCUAUGGAUGGUCAAAGUGCACCAAAGAAGAUGUUUGAUCGUCAUGCCAAUCUUGCCAAUUCCACAAUCAUCAAUUAUAGAACAGAUUCUAAUCUCCAAUGGUUGCUUUUGAUUGGUUUGACCAGAGCUGAAGACAACUCUACAAAGGGUGUUAUGCAAUUAUAUUCAGUAGAAAAGAAAGUUACCCAACCAAUUGAAGGUCACGCUGCUUGCUUCGUUGAUUACAAGCUUUCCAACAAUUUUGUUACCACUGUUGUUUGUAUUGCUUCAAGCACUCCACAAGGUGGUAAGCUUUUCGUUAUGGAAGUCCCAUCAAACAAGCCACAAGAUGCUCCUGCUUUUGAAAGAAAGGCUGUUCCAAUCCAAUUCCCUGCUCAAGGUGAUUUCCCUGUUGCUAUGCAAGCUAGUGAUAGACAUGGUGUUUUCUUUAUGAUCACCAAAUCAGGAUUUUUGUAUAUGUAUGAUGUUGAAUCAGCUACACUGAUCUUCAAGAAUCGUAUUAGUGAUGAUGCUUUGUUUAUUACAGCACAAAGAGCUGGUGGUUUUAUUGGUGUUAAUAAGAGAGGUCAAGUUUUGUCUGUCACUGUUGAUGAUAAUACCAUUAUUCCAUAUAUUGCUAAUCAAUUGGGUGACCAAGGAUUAUCUUUGAAGAUUUCUUCAAGAGCCAACAUUGGUGGUAACAUGGUUGGUGAUUUGUAUUUGCAACAAUUCAAUGCUCAAUUGAACCAAAUGAACGUUCAAGCUGCUAUUGCUCUUGCUGCUGAUUCUCCACAAGGUAUUUUGAGAACUCCAGAUACUAUUGCUAGACUCCAACGUUUGCCAGUUAUGCAAGGUCAAAAGCCAGCUAUUUCCCAAUACUUCCAAUACAUUAUUGAAAAGGGAAAGCUUAACACUUAUGAAUCACUUGAAUUGGCUAAGAUUGUUUUGCAAAAGCAAGGUGGUGUUGAUUAUUUGAAGAAGUUGUUGACUGAUGACAAGAUUGAAGGAAGCCAAGAUUUGGGUGACUUUAUUUCUGGUUAUAGUCAAGAAUUGGCUAUGCAAAUCUACUUGAAGGGUAAGGCUCACGACAAGAUUAUUGAUUCUUUGUUGAGAAUGGGUGAUUACGAAAGAGUUUUGGCUUACUGUCAAAAGGUUGAAUAUACCCCUGACUAUUAUGAUAUCUUCAGAAAGUUAUGCAUGGUUAACCCAGAUAGUGCUGUCAAGUUUGCUUCAAAGAUUCAUGAAAAUCCAGAAACAAGAAUUGAUCCUAAUACUGUUAUUGAUCUUUUGGUUCAAGGUAAUCUCAUCAAGCAAGUUACUGCUUACCUUUUGGACAUUCUUAAGAAUGAUAGACCAGAAGAAGGUGCUCUCCAAACUAGAUUGUUGGAAAUUAACUUGACUUACAGUCCAAUUCAAGUUGUUGAUUCAAUUCUCGGACAAAAGCUUGUUAAUCAUUAUGAUCGUAUUAAGAUUGCCAGAUUGUGUGAAAAGGCUCAACUCUUCCAAAGAGCUCUUGAAAAUUACACUGACCCAGCUGAUAGAAAGAGAGUUAUCGUCAAUACUCAUGCUAUUAAUGUUGAAUGGUUGAUUAAGUGGUUCGAAGAUGUUUCCAAGCAAGAAGUUUUCAUGUAUUUGAGAGAAUUGAUUAAGAAUAAGAAUAAUCUCCAAGUCGUUGUUAAGGUUGCUACUGCCAACAGCAGUGUUUUGGAACCAGAAAAUCUUAUUCCAAUCUUUGAAGAAGUUAAGAGUAACGAAGGUCUCUAUUAUUAUUUGGGUUCUAUUGUUAACUUCAGCCAAGAUCCUCAAGUUCACAACAAGUACAUCAUGGCUGCUACUAGAGUUAACCAACUUUCUGAAGUUGAAAGAGUUACUCGUGAAAGUGACUACUAUGAAGCUGAUGUCAUCAAAGAAUUCUUGAAGGAAGCUAGAUUGACUAACCAAAUGCCACUCAUUAACGUUUGUGACAAGCAUGGUUACAUUGAUGAAAUGGUUAGAUAUCUCUACAGCAACAGUCAACUCAAGUUCAUUGAUAUGUAUGCCAAGAGUGUUAACCCAAUCAGAACUCCAGAAGUUGUUGGUGCCCUCCUCGAUGUUGAUGCCAGUGAAGAUUUUGUUAGAAAUCUCAUUAUGGGUGUUGGUAAUAUGUGUCCAACUGAACCUUUGGUUGAAGAAGUUGAAAAGAGAAACAAGCUCAAGUUGUUGUUGCCAUGGUUGGAAGCUCGUGUUAACGAAGGAAGUCAAGAACCAGGAUGUCACAAUGCUUUGGCUAAGAUCUAUAUUGAUCUCAGUCAAAAUGCUGAAAACUUCUUGAUUAACAAUCAAUUCUAUGAUUCCAGAGUUGUUGGUCAAUACUGUGAAAAGAGAGACCCACACUUGGCCUUUGUUGCUUACAAGAGAGGUCAAUGUGACUUGGAAUUGGUUGCUGUUACUAACAAGAAUGGUAUGUUCAAACAACAAGCCAGAUACCUUGUUGAAAGACAAUCCCCUGAAUUGUGGGCUCACGUUUUGGAUAACGAAAAUACUUACAGACGUCAACUUAUUGAUCAAGUUGUCCAAACUGCUCUCCCAGAAAGCAAGUCAAGUGAUGAAGUUUCUACCACUGUUAAGGCUUUCAUGACUGCCAACCUUCCAAACGAAUUGAUUGAAUUGUUGGAAAAGAUUGUUUUGCACGGAUCCUCAGAAUUCAAGACUAACAGAAACUUGCAAAACUUGCUCAUCCUCACUGCUAUCAGUGCUGAAAGAACUCGUGUCAUGGAUUACAUUAACAGAUUGGACAAGUAUGAUGCUGCUGAUAUUGCUAGAGUUGCUAUCACCAAGGAAUUGUACGAAGAAGCUUUCGUCAUGUACAGCAAGAACAAGUUGAAUACUGAUGCUAUCAGAGUUUUGAUUGAUCAUAUUCAAUCCAUCACUAGAGCUGCUGAAUUUGCCAAGAUUGUUAACGAAGCUGAAUGUUGGAGCAUUUUGGCUAGAGCUCAAUUGAAUGCUCUCGUUGUUGCUGAUGCUAUUGAAUCCUUCAUGAAGGCUGAUGAUCCAACUGAUUACCACAAUGUUAUUCAAUAUGCUGAACAACAAGAUGAAUACAAGGCUUUGAUUAAGUUCUUGGAAAUGGCCAGAAAGAAGAUUCAAGACUCUGUUAUUGAUACUGAAUUGGUUUACUCUUAUGCUAAGUACUCCAAGCUUAAGAAUAAGCCAGAAGUUUUGGCUGAUAUGGAAGAUUUCAUUUCUGGACCAAACUUGGCUCAAAUCCAAGUUGUCGGUGACAGACUUUUCGAUGAACAAAUUUACAAUGCUGCUAGAACUCUCUUCCAAUCUAUUUCUAACUAUGCUCGUUUGACAUCCACUUUGAUCAAGUUAGGUUUGUUGAGAGAAGCUGUUUCAUCUGCCCAAAAGGCUAACUCUAUCAAGUCAUGGAAGGAAGUUAUGAUGGCUUGUAUUGAUGCUAGCGAAUUCAGAUAUGCUCAAUCAUGUGCUUUGAACAUUAUUGUUCAUGCUGAUGAAUUGGAAGAUCUCCUCCAUUACUAUGAACAAAGAGGAUACUUUGAACAAGUUAUCGAAUUGAUGGAAAAGGGCUUGGGUCUUGAACGUGCUCAUAUGGGUAUUUUCACUGAAUUGGGUGUUUUGUAUGCCAAGUAUAGACCAGAAAAGCUUAUGGAACACAUUACUCGUUAUUGGGGUAAGUGCAACAUUCCAAAGUUGCUCAAUGCUGCCGAACAAAACCACUUGUGGGCUGAAAUGAGAUUCUUGUACUGUCAUCAUGAUGAACCUGAUGCAGCAGUCAAGGUCAUGAUGGAACACUCAACUGAAGCUUGGGACCACUCUGUCUUCACUGAAACCAUCAUCAAAGUUGUAAAUAUGGAACUUUACUAUAGAGCUAUCCAAUUCUAUAUUCUCGAAAAUCCAAAGUAUCUUGAAGAUUUAUUGGUUGUUUUGACUCCAAAGUUGGAUCAUGAAAGAGUUGCUCGUGAUAUCAGAUACCAAAAUAAUGGUUUGGAUCUCCCACUUAUUAAGAAGUAUUUGGAAACUGUUCAAGAUCAUGAUUUGCCUCAAGUCAAUGAAGCUCUUAACAGCUUGUACAUUGAAGAAGAAGAUUACCUUGCUUUGAAGCGUUCUCUUGAACAAUACAGAAAUCUUGACCAAUUAUCUCUUGCUGCUCAAUUGGAAGGUCACGAUCUCCUUGAAUUCAGAAGAAUUGCUUCUUGGUUAUAUAAGAUCAACAAGCAAUGGGAAAAUUCCAUCAAGUUGAGCAAGAAGGAUAACUUGUAUAAGGACGCCAUGGAAACUGCUGCUGAAUCUCAAAAGCAAGAUAUUGCUGAAGAUCUCCUUAAGUUCUUCGUUUCUAAGGGUUUGAAGGAUUGUUUCGCUGCUGCUUUGUACAAUUGUUAUAACUUUGUUCGUCCAGAUAUUGCUCUUGAAUUGGCUUGGAGAAAUAACAUUAUUGACAUGGUUAUGCCAUAUAUGGUUCAAGUUCUUCGUGAAUACACCACUAAGGUCGAUGAUCUCGUUCAAGAAAGUCGUCAAAAGAAGAAGGAAGCUGAAUUGAAGUCUCAACAACCAACCCCAGAAGUUGGUGGUUAUGUUGAUCCAAAUGCUGCUUAUGGACAAACUGCUGAUGCUUAUGGUGCUAACUAUGGCCAACAAUACGGAAAUGUUGGUUAUGAUCAAUAUGGUGCUAACUAUGGUCAACAAUACGGAAAUGGUGGUUACGGAUUUUAAAUUAUUUAACUUCUAGGAGUCGAGACUUAUAAAAUAAAAAAUAUAUUGUAAAUUUAAUAAUU